AUGAUCCCAUGGUCCCAUGGAAUUGCGCGCGUGCUGCGGGUGAAUGCUGUUGCUUUGAUUGGCAGCGAUGCUCAAGCCACGCGCGAACUUUUUAAGCUUCUAGACGCAGGAGCAGCAUCAGACUACAGAUAUGCCAAAGCCUUGCUACAAGGCAGGCCGUCCUUGCCAUGGUUAAGAAGUUGGCAAGAAAAAAGAGCAGACCCCCAACUGUAUUGGGCUCAUCCUUUGUCGCAUGCAUCUGGCGCCCCAGACUUGUACACGCCGCUGAGCAGUGUCUUGUUAGCAUCGCCACGCCAUCGUUUGGCUGCAAUGCUACAGAAAUGGGGCUUGGCAGAGGCCUUCCACACCGGUGUGGCAGGUGUUCCACCUGAGGCAGCAGUCACUUCCUUGUCGCACAAGAAAGCGGCCUUGCAGUUCUUGGAGCUUCCGGUCACGUCCCUUGGAGGCCUAACUGCCAGAAGAGUGAAGGACUUGGGGCCAAAUGGAAAUCCGGGAGAAGCAGCUCGUUCCGCUAUGGCUGAGUGGCGCUGGGAAGCAUCUAAUCUCUUGCUGGAUUCUCUGGCAGGAAGAGCAUUGCUUUCAUUUGCCGACUACCGGGGGCGAACUGCAUUGCACCAUGCUGCUUCUAGUGGGGAUGUCCAGGUCAUUGAGCUGUUGUUGAAAGCAGGAGCAGAGAAAGGCACCAAGGACCAGCAAGGCCGCAGCCCUGCACACCUGGCUGCUGUUUAUCGCCACAAAAAUGCCGCAGCUUUGCUUGCAGAAGGUGCAGACACAGGAUGUGACGCUUAUGGCCAUUCUGUCGAGAGCAUUCUGGAUUCGCAGGCUUUAAAGGAAGUUCCUGAAGUGUCUGCCGAAGACAUUUCAAUGGAGUCGGACUUUAUUGCAUCCUAUGUGUCACUGAAUCGGCCAGUCCUCAUUAAAGGUGGUGCAAUGCACCUGGAAGCGAUGUCUUGGUCGGAUUACCGGCACUUGCUCAUGGACAUGGGCUCGGAGGUGGUUCAAGCUGCACCUGUGCCCUAUUCAAAGAACAUGGGUCUUCUUGGGGCAAUGGAGGCACCUUUGUCAGAACUGCUCUCAUCGCCCAAGAUAUGGCGGAGUGAAGAGGCGGAUGAGAAAGCUGCCAGUGAACCUCCGUCCUAUGUUUUUGAUGCCAGCGUUCUUCGGCGCAGACGCGAUCUGGUGAAGAAAGCUUCUGCCUUGACGACAUCAUUUAUGGAGCGCCACUGUUCGCACGUGCGCGUGCCGCAAUUUGGCGUUGGCUUUCGUGGAGCUGGUGCACCAAUGCACACACAUCACGCUGCGCUCAAUGCAUCUUUUGCAGGAAGGAAACGAUGGCUUUUGUGUCCACCGGAAGCAGCAUCGUGGGACCUGGAGCCCGUAUGUUCUUGGUGGCAAAGCGAUCGUUACCAGAGACAGAGAGAAUCCGGCUUACUCUUGGAGUUUCAACAGGAGCCUGGUGACCUCCUUUUCGUUCCAGAAGGAUGGGGUCACGCCACGAUCCUGGAGAGCUAUGCGGUUGGCGUGGCCCAGGAAUUUGUGCCUUGGAGUAGCAUCAAUGGUGACUUGGAUGCAGUUCUUGCCUUAAACACAGCAUGA
Durusdinium trenchii is the source of this 1596-nucleotide messenger RNA. NCBI's taxonomy places the organism in Eukaryota, Dinophyceae, Suessiales, Symbiodiniaceae. The record is from the annotation of a GenBank genome assembly.